AUGAAGUGUUCUUUUCUCUCGCUCACCGCUGUCGCGGUGUUCGUCGUCGAUUGUCUCGCUGCCACCGACUACCACGAACGGCUUGUCCUCCAGCCGCUCCCUGGCUCCUCGCUGCUGGCCUCGUUCAAUUUCCGCAGUAACUCGUCCGCCUCUGCUUUCGAGAAGCAACAUUUUCGCUAUUUCCCUCGGUCUCUUGGCCAAAUCCUGCAGCAUGCUCACACAAAAGAACUCCACCUCCGCUUCACCACAGGCCGCUGGGAUGACGAGAGUUGGGGCACCAGACCAUGGGAAGGCUAUAAAGAGGGCGCAACCGGCGUUGAGUUAUGGGCAUGGAUUGACUCUGCGUCCCAAGAAGAUGCUUAUGCGAAUUGGAGCUCUUUAACUCAGUCCCUUUCCGGCCUCUUUUGCGCUUCCAUGAAUUUCAUCGGCUCGACGCGAACUACAAGCCCCGUCGUUUCUUUUGAGCCUUUGGGAGACCAUUCCGGCCCUGAUCAGUUGCAUCUUCUUCACGGCACCCUGCCUGGCGAAGUGGUGUGUACAGAGAACCUCACUCCCUUUUUAAAGAUGCUCCCGUGCAAGGGCAAGGCGGGUGUCUCUAGUCUUUUUGAUGGACACAAGUUAUUUGAUGCCUCGUGGCAAAGCAUGUCUAUCGACGUCAGGCCUAUCUGUUCCUCCGAGGGAGAAUGUCUGAUUGAGAUCGAACAGAGUGUCGAUAUGGUUCUGGAUAUUGAUCGAUCCAAGCGUCCUCGGGAUAACCCUAUCCCUCGUCCAGUUCCAUUCGAGCAACUAGCUUGCGACCCAACAAAGCCUUAUAACUCCCAUGAUACCUGCUUUCCUCUAGAAAGAAAGUCGGAAGCCGGAUGGACACUUUCUGAAAUAUUUGGCCGUCCUAUUAGAGGGCAUUGUCCUUUGACCGACGACAAUGGCGUCAGCACGCAAACAGUGUGCUUAAAAGUGCCUAGCGAUAGAUCCGUCUUCACGACGCCUGGGGCAACGGAAAUAAGCGAUCCCAGCGGCGUUUCCAGGUGCUAUAUCUUGUCAGCCUCCAACGACUUCGACCUCAUACUGCCAGAAGAGGAAGCCAAAACCCAAGUCCCUUUACAACAGGGGGUUUUACAUGCCGAGCGGACCAUCAUUGGACACGGGCAAGAGCGAGGCGGCAUGCGAGUGAUUUUUAGAAAUCCGUCGACUGUGGAAAGCGUUGAUUUUAUCUACUUUGAGUCAUUGCCUUGGUUCAUGCGUCCGUAUCUACAUACUCUCCAGGCUACCGUGGUUGGCAACGACGGCAUUUCGCGGCAGUUACCUGUCUCGGAGAUCAUCGAUGGAAUUUACUAUCGCCCUGCUGUCGAUCGUGAGAGGGGCACCCAACUCGAGUUGGUACUAUCAGUGCCAGCCGACUCGACAGUCACGCUUAUCUACGACAUCGAAAAGGCUAUUUUACGCUACACCGAGUAUCCUCCCGACGCAAAUCGGGGGUUCAACGUAGCACCCGCUGUGAUCAGAAUCCUUGAUCAAGAAAACCAUUCGUCCUCAGUAUACCUGCGGACAACAGGCCUACUACUGUCGCUUCCAACGCCAGAUUUCAGUAUGCCAUAUAAUGUCAUCAUUUUGACCAGCACAGUCAUGGCGCUAGGGUUCGGAAGUAUUUUCAAUCUUCUAGUCCGACGCUUCAUUCCUGCGGACGAGCCGGCCUUGCGCGCCUACGGUCUGAAAGCUCGACUGGCAAGUAGGCUUGUUACACUACGUGAUCGAAUAAGAGGCAAGGCGUCUAAACCGAAAGAAUAG
Molecule: messenger RNA, 1785 nt
Organism: Talaromyces atroroseus
Lineage: Eukaryota; Fungi; Ascomycota; Eurotiomycetes; Eurotiales; Trichocomaceae
Exons: 3
Coding region: 1-1785 (594 amino acids)
Biological process (GO): attachment of GPI anchor to protein
Cellular component (GO): GPI-anchor transamidase complex
Source: RefSeq, a predicted model, not a curated record